Molecule: messenger RNA, 765 nt
Organism: Truncatella angustata
Lineage: Eukaryota; Fungi; Ascomycota; Sordariomycetes; Amphisphaeriales; Sporocadaceae
Product: class I glutamine amidotransferase-like protein
Exons: 2
Coding region: 1-765 (254 amino acids)
Cellular component (GO): nucleus; cytosol
Source: RefSeq, a predicted model, not a curated record
AUGGGCUCCCAACCAACCCCCCCGCCGAUCCGCCUCGCCAUCCUCGAGUGCGACACGCCCGUGCCCUCGGUGCAGGAGAAAUACGACAACGGCGGCUACGGGGCCGUGUUCACAGACCUGUUCCGGCGGGCCACGGCGCCGGAGCCCGUCGAGUCCGUCCUCGAGCUGUCGGCCCACGACGUGGUGAACCAGUACGAGACGGCGUACCCGGACCCGGAGGCGCUCGACGCCGUGCUGAUCAGCGGGUCCAAGCACAACAGCUUCGAGAGCGACGAAUGGAUCCUGCGCCUGGUGCAGUACACGCGGCGGCUGCUCGAGGGCGGGCGCGUGAGGGUCAUCGGCGUCUGCUUCGGGCACCAGAUCGUGGCCCGGGCCAUGGGCGCCGAGGUCGGGCGCAGCGUGAGGGGCUGGGAGAUCAGCGUCGUCGAGAUGGCCUUGACGGAGCAGGGGAAGAAGAUAUUCGGGAGGAAUACCUUGAAGAUCCAACAGAUGCACCGCGACGCCGUCUUCGCCCACCCCGAGGGCACGAUACCGUUGGCGCACACGGACGUGUGCGCCGUGCAGGGCUUCUACAUCCCCCAGCGCGUCAUCGCGCUGCAGGGCCACCCCGAGUUCACCGAGUUCAUCGUCACCGAGCUGCUGCACCUGCGCCACGGGCAGAAGAUCUUCUCGGACGAGCUGUACGAGGACGCCAUCGGCCGCGUGGGCAACGAACACGAUGGCGUGCUCAUUGCGCGCGCCUUCCUGAAGUUCUUGCGCGAGUGA